This is a messenger RNA of Mesorhabditis belari, 1500 nucleotides long. NCBI's taxonomy places the organism in Eukaryota, Metazoa, Nematoda, Chromadorea, Rhabditida, Rhabditidae. The record is from the annotation of a GenBank genome assembly.
AUGGAAAUGGAUGGCAUGUUUGGGAUUGAAUUGAAUGGAGUGAUGGAGGGUGGAGCUCAUCAACCACACCACCAUCGAGAGGAGUCAAUGGAUGAUGAUAUGGACAGCAAUACAUAUCAAGAUGUUGCUGAUGGACAAAUCUCAGCGCCUCCGCCAAGCUCUUCAUAUCUCGAAGCUCCAAACAUGGAAACGAUCGAUAUUGGCUCAAUGACAUCAUCGGUGAAUCCAACUGGUGUUAAAGCUGGACCUCAGGAUUUUCAAUUGCUCAAAGUUCUCGGAAAGGGUGGUUAUGGAAAAGUUUUUCAAGUGCGUAAACUUACGGGUAAUGAUGCGAAUAAAAUUUUCGCGAUGAAAGUUUUAAAAAAAGCGACGAUUAUUCGAAAUCAAAAGGACACUGCACAUACAAAGGCUGAAAGAAACAUUCUCGAGGCUGUCAAAAGUCCUUUCAUUUGCGAUCUUCACUACGCUUUUCAAACAAAUGGAAAACUUUAUUUAAUUCUCGAAUAUUUAAGCGGUGGCGAGCUUUUCAUGCAUCUUGAACGAGAAGGUAUUUUCAUGGAAGAAACGGCGGCUUUUUAUUUAAGUGAGAUCAUUGUUGCUUUGGAACAUCUUCAUCUACAAGGAAUCAUCUAUCGUGAUCUUAAACCCGAAAAUAUUAUGCUUGAUGGAAAAGGUCAUGUAAAGUUAACGGAUUUCGGCUUGUGCAAAGAGGCCAUCGAAGGAGACGCCAAGACGCACACGUUUUGCGGAACGAUUGAAUACAUGGCUCCGGAGAUUCUGAUGAGAUGCGGGCAUGGGAAAGCGGUUGAUUGGUGGAGUCUCGGAGCGCUCACCUUUGACAUGCUCACUGGCGGUCCUCCAUUCACGGCGGAGAAUCGCAAAAAGACUAUUGAUAAGAUUUUGAAGGGUCGUCUCACUUUGCCAGCUUAUUUAACCUUUGAUGCUCGAGAUUUCAUCAAGCGACUUCUCAAGAGACAUGUUGAAACUCGUUUGGGAGCUGGACCAGCUGACGCUCAUGAGAUUAAAUCACACGAAUUCUUCAAAAACAUUAACUGGGAGAGUGUUUUCUCGAGACAGCUUGAGCCACCAUUCACCCCGGAGAUCGUUGAUGAAACUGAUGUGUCACUCUUUGAUUCAAAGUUCACAAAGAUGACACCGGUGGACUCACCAUGUGAUCAAACUUUCUCAAUGCCUGGUGAAGAGAACCCGUUCGCUGGCUUCACCUACAUCGCUCCAUCGGUUCUCCAGGCGAUGGAACAACCGAAUGCGUCUAGGCUUAGAACACAGCGUCGUCAUGUGAAUUUGCCUCAUCAGUUACCACAUGCGAUGGGUACGAGUAGCUCAGUCUCUCCACAAUUCCUUCGAUAUCAAACGGUGCCCGAAGAGAGCAUGGACACGGGUGCCGGCUCUGGCUUCGGCUCGUCACCAAAUCGAGCCAAUUUCACUCAACCCUACACCCAGCCACAGCCGCUCUCGCGAGGCCCCCAACAGAAAUAUCAA